AUGACCAACACCUCCACGGCCGCCCCUGCCGCGCCCCGCCCACCCCGGCCACGCCUCCACGCCCCGCCCAACAUACCAACGCCGCCACGCCCCGCCCAACACCGCCGCGCCGCCACGGCUCGCCAGGCCUCGCGCGGCCCCGGCCCCAGCUGCGCCGCCCCGCCCCGGCCCGCGCCCACGCGCCGCUCCGCCGCGCGCCCCGACUCGACCCCGCGCCGCCUCGGCACCUGCGCGCCCCGCCACGCCCAGGCCUGCGCGGCUCCGCCUCGCCCUGCCCCGGCCUGCGCGCCCGUGCACGCCCCGGCCUGCGCCGCUCCGCCCUGCCCUGGCCCCGUCCCGCCCAACACCGCCCCGGCGAGCUUGAUCCCUCCCCACCUCGUCACGGACGCCUCCAGGUCCGCCCCGGCCGCGCCCGGCGAACUCGUGGCUGGCCAGCUGUCCGCUCUCCCUUCCCCGAGCUCGCAACGCACGGCGCCACCAAAAUUUGGUUGA
Molecule: messenger RNA, 492 nt
Organism: Lolium perenne
Lineage: Eukaryota; Viridiplantae; Streptophyta; Magnoliopsida; Poales; Poaceae
Source: RefSeq, a predicted model, not a curated record